Molecule: messenger RNA, 944 nt
Organism: Mycena citricolor
Lineage: Eukaryota; Fungi; Basidiomycota; Agaricomycetes; Agaricales; Mycenaceae
Source: the annotation of a GenBank genome assembly
CCGUCACCAUGGCCUGCGAGAGCUAAAGAGAGAAGAGACGAUGAGCAUUGGGGCAAAGAGGCAGAAGGGAGAGAUGUAGAGGGAGGUGGUGAGACAAAUUUGUGGCCGACGGCCGAUAAGAAAUACGGUCAUCUCUUAUCUCUCGUCGACUGCUUCGGACCACCACCACACAACGCUGUAGCAAAGAGAUGCGCUCACCAUUCUCCUCCACCAGCGUAUCCGCGAGCGACUCGGUCUCCGCAGCCUCUCUACUCCUUCGUGAAUUCCCCGUCGGCGAACCUUGUGCCCGGGAAUGCGACGCGAAAGCAAGGGAUAUUCCGGAGCGCCGCGGGGGUCUCGUAGAGCUGGAGUCACGGCCAUUCAUAGCGGGGAGCAGGAUGGUGGAGAGUGUCGCAAUAUGAAAGUCCACGAUUCCGGCUCUUCGUGAGGCGCCGUACGAUGUCGCACUUGAAUGCAAAUCCUCCUGCUCGUCCGUCCUUUCUUUUGCUCGCUUGCGGCAAUCAUCCUCGAGGCUUUAGGCGCACGGUUCGGAUCCCGCCUCAAUCAUAUCUCCUGACGCUGCCGUCGCAUCAACGACCGACCUUUGUCUGUGAGAUGAAAUAGAGAGGACUCCCACAUGCUCCGUUCACACCCUCCCCCAAGUCUCGUCUAAAAAUCCCAGUCUUACAUGUGUUGCAUGUUUGAACGUGCGUUACUUCUACCCACGAAAGACUGUUGCAUCUGCCUUCCCAUCCUUUGCACGAUGUCUAUAAGAGCGACGCGGGGGGCUACGUGAAACAAGCUGAACCCGAACCUUCUCCAAAGCCAAGUCCCAGAUGAUCUCUUUCAACGCAAUCUACCUCGCUAGUUUCGUCGUUCUUGCAUCUGCGCAGAACAUAUUACUCACGAAUGACGACGGUGUGGCACAAGAAGAGUGGAUGAUUCCGCAGAUGCUGAUGAGAAGU